Molecule: messenger RNA, 1638 nt
Organism: Diaporthe citri
Lineage: Eukaryota; Fungi; Ascomycota; Sordariomycetes; Diaporthales; Diaporthaceae
Exons: 4
Coding region: 1-1638 (545 amino acids)
Biological process (GO): phosphate ion transmembrane transport
Cellular component (GO): membrane
Source: RefSeq, a predicted model, not a curated record
AUGCUUGACCAAUAUACUUACGUCUUUGUGAUCGGCACGCUCUUUGCGAUGCUCGAUGCCUUCAACAAUGGCGCAAACGAUGUCGCGAACGCCUGGGCAACCAGUGUGUCCUCGAGGUCUAUCUCAUACAGGCAGGCCAUGAUCUUCGGUACCGUCUUCGAGAUGCUGGGAGCCAUCACCGUCGGUGCCCGGACAGCCGACACCAUCAAGAAUGGAAUUAUCCCCAACGCUGCCUUCCAGGGAAAUGCCGGAGUCCAGAUGCUCGCCUUCACGUGCGCCCUUGCCGCUGCCUCGUCGUGGGUCAUGUGGUGCACAAAACACUCUGCCCACGUCUCCUCAACAUACUCCCUCAUCUCGGCCGUUGCUGGUGUCGGUGUCGCAACUGUCGGUGCUUCAGAGGUCCAGUGGGGUUGGAACGACGGCAAGGGCUUGGGUGCCAUCUUCGCAGGUCUCGGUAUGGCCCCGGCCAUCUCUGCCGGCUUUGGUGCCACCAUCUUCAUGCUCAUCAAGUUGGUCGUGCACAUGCGCAAGAACCCGGUCCCAUGGGCCGUCUGGACCUCGCCCUUCUUCUUCCUCAUCGCCGGUACCAUCUGCACGCUCUCCAUUGUCUACAAGGGCUCUCCCAACCUGGGCCUGAACAAGAAGCCCGACUGGUGUCGCCUCAAGCGCGCCAUCGUGCCCAACUACGCAGUCGUCCAAGAGGAUGGGGAUGAUGUCGACAACACCCACACCUCCCCGGGAUCCAUCAGCGGUGACUCGACCCAGGCCGAGAAGCAAGCAGACCAGGAAAAGGCUGUCGUCAACUCCGAGACCAAGCAGCUCACCUACAAGGAGCUCCAGGAGCAGGGCGAGGAAAGGCUGCGCGCCAAGCUGCUCAAGAAGCGCGGGCCCCUGGGCUGGGCUAUGCGCACGCUGCGCGACAACCCCAUGGGAGCAGGCCAGAUCUACGAGCUCCACAACAUGAAGAUGCUGUGCAAGCGCAUCCCGGCCAUGGUCACCGUCGGACUGCUCUACGGCCUGCACUACGACAUCCACGCCGCGCAGUCCGGACACGCUGGCACCCCCGAGGGUGCGCGCAUGGAACGCGUCUACGCCAACGCCGUGAAGUACCCCAACGAGGUCGAGCACACGUACUCGUUCGUGCAGGUUCUGACGGCCUGUACCGCCUCCUUCGCCCACGGCGCCAACGAUAUCGGCAACUCGGUCGGUCCCUGGGCUGUCAUCUACUCGGCCUGGUCAACGGGUGAGGCCGCCGCUGCCAAGGCGCCCGUCCCGAUCUGGCAGCUCGCCGUCCUGUCCGCCACCAUUUCUCUCGGUCUCAUCACCUACGGUUACAACAUCAUGAAGGUCAUGGGCAACAAGAUCACAUAUCACUCCCCCAGCCGUGGCUGCUCCAUGGAGAUGGGCGCCGCCGUCACCGUCCUGGUCUUCUCGCAGUUCUCCCUCCCCGUGUCCACAUCCAUGUGCAUCACCGGCGCCACCGUCGGCGUCGGCUUGUGCAACGGCACGCUGAAGGCCGUCAACUUCCAGCGUGUCGGCCUGCUCGUCAUCGCCUGGAUCGCCACCAUCCCCAUUGCCGGCACGCUGGGCGGCAUCCUCAUGGGUCUGUUCCUCAACGCGCCUCAUUUCGGUUCCUAG